CUAGAACCAUACAUAUUAUACGGUGUGGGUCACCUGUGGGAUGUCAAUUGUCUUUUUUCCUAGCUUUAGCUAGCGAUAUGUGGAAAAUAGAUACAUGUCAUGAUAAAAAAAAAAGAAUUAGAGGCUGUUUUGAGCAGAAAAGUGCCUGACAAAUGCAUCGCAUCAAGCACACAGAAGAAAACAUUGUGAGGUGACUACAAACUGUGGGUCGGUUUCAAGGUCCUUUACUAUAUCAUUCAUCAAUGGCUUUUUUUGCAAAAAAGAAGAUAUUCAAGUUUCAGACACAUUUGACAUUGGAGGAGCUGACUGCUGUGCCUUUUGUGAACGGGGUAUUGUUCUGCAAGCUGAGAUUGUUGGACGGUGGAGACUUUGUUGCAACUUCAUCAAGAGAGGAGGUUCAGGAGAACUGUGUUUACUGGAAGAAGAGGUUUACCUUUGUGUGUAAAAUGAGCGCCAACCCCACGACUGGAGUGCUGGAUCCCUACAUCUGUCGGGUCUCUGUGCGGAAGGAACUCAAAGGAGGAAGAACGUAUUCAAAGCUGGGUUUUACUGACCUCAACAUGGCGGAGUUCGCUGGCUCGGGCUCUGCAGUCCGCUGUUGUCUGCUGGAGGGAUACGACACCAAGAAUACCAGACAGGACAACUCCAUACUGAAGGUGACUAUUGGGAUGGCGCUCCUAUCUGGAGAUCCGUGCUUUAAAACUGCCCCCAGCACAGCCAAGUCCAUCUCCAUCUCAGGCCAGGACCAUGUCCUGCAGCUGGACUGUAAGGGGGAGGGCACUGGAACCCCUAACUGGACCCCUUCUCUGGGCCGGUCCAUGAAGCCCAGACCCUCUAUCAUUAGCUCAGGUCUUCCAGAGGAGCCAAACCAGACCCAGGCAGCUAGCCCAGGAGAAGUAUUCCAGUCGGGGCACUCUCGCAACUCCAGCUAUGCCAGCCAGCUGAGCAGGAUCUCAGGCUACAGCACAGAGCACUCCUGCUCCUCCAGUCUGUCUGACCUCACACACAGGAGGAACACCUCCACAGGAAGCAGCGCAUCUUGGAGCCUCAGUGUGACAGUAGACACCACCACAGAAGGGGAGAAGGACAUCUGCCGGCCAGAGAGACCCCCUCGACCCCCACGGCCCAUCCUACCAUCCAGCAGACCCCCUAGGAGGAAGCAGGAUUCCGUGGAGAGCCAUCCCUCUUGGGUGAAUGACACCCGCAUCGAUGCCGACCAUAUUGUUGAAAAGAUCGUCCAGAGCCAGAACUUUGCUGACAUAAGUAACACUGAAGACAGUAACCUGCGACUGUUUGUCAGUAGAGACGGCACCACAUCCCUGAAUGGUCUACUGCUUGGAAACAGGGUGUCUGCCGGUGUCUAUGAGCCAGUUGUGAUAGAGAGCCAUUAGGACUGGUGAAGAGGAGAUUGAAUUGAGGCCUCUGCAAUGAAACGUGUGGACUAACUCUAAAAAUAUAUUGCAGUCAUCCUGGAGCACCGGCUGAGCUGGGUGCCAUGAGGAGGACUGUACCAUACAGUUUUCAUGUUUAGUUGUGGGUCUGUUUACCUGAUGGGGCUGAUUUUGAUUGUGAACUGUUCUGUUUUUGCCUGGUCAGUUUGCACUUUAUUUCCAAUUUGUUGUUUUGCCCCCAGAAGCUGUGGCUUAAGUCUGAACUCAGUUCAGCUGUAUGUUGUUACAGGCACUUUGUUUCCAUGGUAAAUGUCAUGUCCUGUUGAUCAGGAAAUGACAUCAUGCUUUAGUUAUGUAUCUAUCUAUCCUCUCUAUCCUUCCCACAAAUAUGAAGAAAUAACUAUCGGACAAAUGUAAUACUUUAAAGAAAAUACCAAUACACUUUUUAUACGCUACUUUAUAAUGUAUUUUUCCCAUACAUGACCCAAAGCACCAGAUCCUCUCUGUGACGACCCUGCUAGUCUAGUCACUACUGGAGGAGAGCUGGUGAUGGAGAAGAGAGAAAGUCCUCAGCGCUGUCUGACUGUGGUAUUUGUCCCAUUUAGACUGUAGUACUCUGGCGCCCCCGUGUGGAGAAUUGGCCUACUGAGGGAUCAGUCUGUUCUUCAACCAUGGGAAGGACUCAAUUGCAUGCUCAGAGUCCUCUCCCCUAAUCUCCUUCUCAAAACCCAUUGGAUGAGAAAGCCAGAGGUCCCGCCCCUCUCCUCCAAUGGGUUUUGAGAAGGAAACGAGGAGUGAGGAUUAUGUCCCCAAAAAACGGACAUCUCCUAGCCUGUCCAUUUUUUGUGUUCACAGAUCUCAAGGAACUGGAUAGUUGUAGCAAUAUAGGGAAGUUUUAAAUGAUGCAAGUUCUAAACCCAUUUGAUGGUUAUUUGGUGCAAGCUAGGUGUUGUUCUCAGACUUGGACAUACAUAUUUAGCAGACUUUUACACUGGUAGAUGUCUCCAAACAUUAUCUUAUGAAGGAUAAUUUGUUUGUGAUUUUCCAACCAGCUGGCUGGUUUGUUGUAUUUAAAAAAAAAAAAAGGAUUUUAACACUACAAAGAUGGUUGAAAGGUUCCCUGUUGUAUUAUAUAUUUGAUUAUUUUUUUAAAUAAAGGGAACACUUAAACAACA
Coregonus clupeaformis (lake whitefish) is the source of this 2566-nucleotide messenger RNA. RefSeq names its product protein FAM102A. The record is from RefSeq and is a predicted model, not a curated record. The coding region runs from base 243 to 1391 and encodes 382 amino acids. NCBI's taxonomy places the organism in Eukaryota, Metazoa, Chordata, Actinopteri, Salmoniformes, Salmonidae. The transcript has 12 exons.